Rhipicephalus microplus (southern cattle tick) is the source of this 3417-nucleotide messenger RNA. RefSeq lists its product as uncharacterized. NCBI's taxonomy places the organism in Eukaryota, Metazoa, Arthropoda, Arachnida, Ixodida, Ixodidae. The record is from RefSeq and is a predicted model, not a curated record.
UCUUCUUUUCGUCCGUCUGCCGCGCAGCGGCAGCGGUGGCUUCCACGUCUUUCUUUUUUGCUUCCCACCUCCCACCCGCCUGGGCAUCCGUACAUCGGUCUGCGGCUACUAAUUUUCAUCCGGCUGGCUUGUUCAUCCCGCUGGCCUGUUCGAUGUCUUUUGUGGUGUGAGCGAGGGACCGUCGCCCACACCCAAUCUUCGGGGAGUGAACCGCGGAAAUGUCUGUUGUUUUCGCCUUCUGUGGGGAAGUGAAGGCAGCACCGGUCUUCAUGCGACGACGCUGAAUGGCAGGUGGGCGGUGGUGCGGCCAACGGGCUGCCGGCGGUGGGCCUGGUGCCCGGCGUGGUGCCGUCGUCCGGUCCUGUUCUGGACCACAGCGCCCAGAAAGGACAAGCGUCUACUGGCGCAGCAAGGGUCGCUGGGCAAACGCCGCAAGCCGUCCAGGGGAAGCCUGCACGCCUUCCUGUCGGCUCUGCAUCGCCGGACGCCCGGGGACAGCAGCGAGGACUCCUCGGAAGCCACGACGGUGGUCACCACCGACGUGCCAAGGUCGGCACCGCUGCCCGCUGCACGAAGCGCACCGUCGGGAAGGCCGUCGGCUCGCAGUAGCCCUACCGCACUUGACCACAGAUAUCGAUAACGUCAACGAAGCAGACACUAAACCGAAGCCCAAUCGAACGAAUCAGCAACAAGCCGAGACCAACAACAACAAGAAUAUCACCAACAAAAACGGCGCCAAGAGCGAGACCAACAGCGGGAACAAGCCGGGAGUCCGAUUCAUCGCGGACUCCGAGCGGCCGGCAUCCGCCGGAGGCCUCUUGGAGACGUCCAAGAAGUCCGACGUUGUCCGUCCAGGCGUCGGUGGCACCAUCCUGGGACACCGGCGGCAGUCCAGUCUUGACUCGGGUUGCAGCCUUGACAUGUCCUCGUCCUCGUCGUCUUCAGGCAAGGGUUCACCAGACCCCGUUGCACCGACGCUCACGCCUCCGCCGGAGUUCGCCGACACGCCCAUCAUGGAGAGAAGACGUCGGUCCAGGAGGAGGCACACCUCAGGUGCUUCGACCACGGGUGCGGCUCCAGGAACCCUCUCCGGAUCACCGGGAGUGGGAGCGUACAGCGCUGUGCCGAAGGUACUGGACUCCAUACCACGCAUACCACGCGCCAAGGAGACGACAGCGACCACCGUGCCGCAGCCGUCGUCACCGGAAAUACACAUCAACUUCCGCAUUCUGCCCAGGGCCAAGGCACGUGGUGGAGCCAACGCCUCGGGUCCUUCGGUGUCUCGUUCCGAAAGCUGCCGUCCUUUCAGUGCAGAUGGCGCACCGGCGCCAGCUUUUAAGACCAUGUCCUGGGACCGGCACCUACUGUCCUCUCCUUCAGACCGCUACUUGGACGACUCCGAAAGACGCUGCCGGUCGCUGUCUCGUCCCGGUCGGUUGCCGUUUUCUUCCCACGAGGAAGGCAGCAAGAGGGAUCCCGAAUGGCUCGAGAUAGCGCGACGACGCCAGGCCACAGGAGUCGACUGGGAAAAUUUUGAGACCCGUAUGAAGCAGCCGCAGAGCAUCUCGUGCAGCAACCUGUCCGAAAGCCACAUGCGAGGCAAGGUGUCCACCCUGGCAUCUGCCGACCGGGCCGGCCUGCGCCUGGUGCGGUCUGCCAGCGCCCUUUAUCCUCGCAUCAAGAUGUCGCGCUUCGAGCGACGCAUGCGAAGGGAAAAUCCGAAUCCCUCGCCCGAGAGACGUCGCUCGUCGGACGAGUUCGUACUCGUGUCUUCGUCGUCUUCGGACGCCGCGUCGGCCGGCGCCAGUUCCACCGAGGACGAGAAGCCCAGCUUCCUCAACGUCCAGCUUCGACACGUCGAGAAGGCGCCGCCGCUCAACGUGGUUUUCCAGACGCGUGGUGGCGGCGGCGGCGGCGUCGGAGUCGCCGUCGAGCCCACCGCUCCCCGCGCCGCAUCGCCCACGUUGACGUGGAAGAGCCACCGCGAAGACAACGUGGCCGCCACCACGCCCUCGCCGACACGGCUGGACAGACCCUCAGGCGCGUCGGCUAGGGCUGAAAGAGCGGCUGCCAGCAAGAACAAAACUGCGUCGGAAUCGAUGGGCGUGGCGGAGUACCUGACGCCGAAGAAAGUCGAGCUCAUCGAGGCUCCGGCACCUGCGACCAAGAAGGACACCGGUGGUCAAGCACGUGGGAGUCCGACCCGAGCCCUUCCUUCCGAUCACGUUUCACGAGGUGCCAUCAGGGGUGGUCCUCCGCUACGAAGGAGCUCGAGCGUCCAGAUGCGUAGUCGUGAAGUCAUGUCGACGGGUCGGGCGUCGCCGUGGGACACAACUGACUCGGCCGUUACACCAUCCUGGAUCCUGGAGGCCGAGCGCAAGAAGAGGAGCGGCAUAGACUGGGCUCGCUUAGACAAAUCUCUGUCCCAGACCGGUGGCAAGCGGGUGACAAACUUGUCCAGCGAAUGUCUUCACCAGCCGACUUCGGCCACCGAAGUAGUGCCUGACUGGCUGAAGGAGAUUCGAAAAAAGAAACAGGAGGACGCCUCUAUCAGGCUCUCGAGGAGUUCAGAUGACCUUCCAUGUGCGGUGUUGCUGGAAAGCCUCAACUCCGGCGGCGCGGCCAACGUCUCCGAGUACGGCGGCCCGCGGGUACCGAGCAGCCGCCGAGAAGACUCGGUCGGCUGGCCCGACAACCUGAGCGCUCUGCUGGACGAAAUCUUCAGCGAGGCCGAGGAGUCGUGCACCACUCCGUUCCCGGCGCUGCUGCCAGCGAGCGAGUCGGCUGCGGACGCCCUGACUGCACCUUCACAGCAACAGGACGAGCGAGGUGACGCGGAGAUUUACGUCAACGUUCCCCUCAGGGUUGCCCGACCAGUCGAAGACGUGGAGGAAGAAGACGCGUCGAAGUCGCCCGCGCCGGUCGAAGCGGCGGAGCGUGGCGAGACCGGUAAAAGCUUGCAGACAGUUGACGGCGCGAACCGAGCUCCUACCGCCGCGGUUGCCACUCCGAGUAUUGCGGCCAUUCACGCCAUGCACUCGUCCAAGCAGGCGCUCAUGCAGGAGCUGAAGCACGUGCUUCAGAAACGCUACACCAUGGAGGUCCUCAGAGAGGAUAUUCUGAAUGAGGCUAACGUUAUCGACAGUGCCACACCACGUCCUCAUCCCCGUAGCCCAACCGAAGCACUUAGGAAGACGCCGCCCAUCGCUGCUCAGAGGUCCACCGAACAGCCGACUAGCACCGAAGUGAGCGGCGGUGGUUCUUCCAUUCCGCCGCCGCCUCCCAUGCCUCCGAGCGACUUCUGGUCAAAACCCAAGGAAGUUUGGUUCAAACAGCAGGUGCAGAAGCCCGGAGCUGGCGUCCUUGUUGCCCCUGUCUGUCAGCGAGACAGCUGAGACUCAGACACACCUCGCGGAU